Molecule: messenger RNA, 1122 nt
Organism: Pseudoliparis swirei
Lineage: Eukaryota; Metazoa; Chordata; Actinopteri; Perciformes; Liparidae
Gene: cpo
Product: carboxypeptidase O
Exons: 10
Coding region: 1-1122 (373 amino acids)
Biological process (GO): proteolysis
Molecular function (GO): zinc ion binding; metallocarboxypeptidase activity
Source: RefSeq, a predicted model, not a curated record
AUGGUAACCAGGGCCAACUUCAUGAUCCUUUCAAAGGUGACAAUGCUUAGCUCGGCGGGACUGAGCCUCCUGGUGCUGCUUUCAGCGGCGGGAGCAGCCAGAGUGGAGAGAGUGGAGCAUGACUACUACAAAUAUCAUCCCAUGGCGGAGAUCGCCGACUGGAUGACUCGGGUGGCGAAGGAGAACCCCGAUGUCGUGACCACAAUGGCGUACGGACGGACGUACGAGAAGAGGAGCAUCAGCCUGCUCAAGAUCGGCCUCAACACCGGGCAGCGUAAGAAAGCUAUCUGGAUGGACUGUGGCAUACACGCCAGGGAAUGGAUCGCCCCGGCCUUCUGUCAGUACUUUGUCUGGCAGAUCCUGCAAGCGCACAAAACCGAACCCAAAAUGCAGGAGAUGCUGAAGAACAUGGACUUCUACGUCACCCCCGUGCUCAACAUAGACGGCUACAUCUACUCCUGGAAGGACAACACAACUCGCCUGUGGAGGAAGAACAGGUCACCGGGACCUUCGGACUGCAACUGCACCGGCGUCGAUCUCAACCGCAACUUUGACGCCAACUGGGCCACGGUCGGGGUGUCGUUUGACUCCUGCUCCAACAUCUACUGCGGGAGCCAACCCGCGUCCGAGCCCGAGGCCCAGGCCGUCACCUAUUUCGUGGGAACCCGGAAGGAAGACUUCCUGUGUUUCCUCACCAUCCACUCCUACAGCCAGCUGCUGCUGAUUCCCUAUGGAAAUCCCAACUUCACCGCCCCCAACUCCAACGAGCUGAUGGAGGUGGGUUUGGGUGCCGCAGACGCCAUCAGGAGGGUCCAUGGGAUGAACUACACCGUGGGAACCUCCCCGGAAGUGUUGUACCCCAACUCCGGUUCCUCCAGAGACUGGGCUCGGGCACAGGGGAUCCCCCUCACCUACACCUUUGAGCUGAGGGACAAAGGAAAGUUUGGCUUCGAGCUCCCCGUGGAUCAGAUCCAGCCAGCGUGCGAGGAGGCCUACAGCGGGGCCCUGCACAUCGUCACCUACGCCCACGACAAGAGCUUUAGCGGUGCCGUGGCAACCGCUGCCGCGACCCUGUGGACCAUGCUGUUGGCAGCCGGGGUCACCGGCAUCACUCUGAUGUGA